AUGACACAUUUAGGUUUUAGUUUUAUAUAUUUAUCUAUUUCUAUUUUAUAUAUUAUAAAUGUAUCAAUUGUACAUAGCCAAGAUCCAAGUGUGGUUGUUGCAGGUCAAACUAGUGCGAUUUGUUAUUACACUCGCACUUUAAAUGACGAUCCAAUUCUAUUCCCGAAUCAACCUGGAAUGUCAAUGUUCCACGAUUUCUUUGGUAAUUUCGCUGCCAAUGGUCGUACUACCAUAGAUUCAAUCUAUAAGUAUCCAGAAAACAAUUGCAAUAUCUAUGUCGAUGGAAGCUCCUAUUGGGCACCUACCCUUAAACAGCACGGCCAAGUCAUUAAACCUUUUGAUCAGAAGACUUAUUACCAAGUAUGGAAUACCUCUGUACACCCUGUACAUCCAAUGCCAAAGGGUCUUCAAUUGAUAGCUGGAAAUCCAUUGUCAACCAUUCCUUCACCAAAUAUUCUAAACUUUUUCUGUAAAGGAAGUGGUUAUAGUACUAAAAAGAUUGAUUGGUGUCCAGCUGCGUAUGAUGAUGAAACCGGAAAGACUCAUGUACGUUUCAAUAUUGGUGGAAUCUUGUUCCCAGAUUGUUGGGAUGGAAUCAACAUUCGUCCAAAUUUUACCUACAAAAACGCUGUGUACUCUGAUAGCUAUGGUCAAUGCCCACAAAACUAUCCUUUCCGUAUACCCCGUUUAAAUAUCAAUAUUGGCUAUGUUAUGCUCGACGCUAAUCUGACGGAUGUAGUUCUCUCUUUAAAUCCAAUCCACAAUGCCAACGGUACUCUCACAUGGCCAUGGGCAAACGUCUACUCGGCACACGCCGACUUUUACAAUGGUUGGCCAGAGAUGUCGAUGAAAUACAUGACCGAAGAAUGUUUCAACAAAGCCGUUGAUUGUGAUCACAACAUUCCAAGAACCUACUCGGUUUCCACCGACAACUAUGCAGCUGUCACACUACCAAACAACUCAACUAUUAAAGUGACCAACUCACUCUGGUUGGAUCUCAACACCACAUCGAUACCAUUCUUUAGAAUUCCACUUCCAAAAGAUGCUGCCGAUUCCUAUUGGCAAGAAGCUUUGAUGUAUUACUGGGGUCAAGAUAAUAAUAUUACCUCUCAACACACGAUGGUUUAUGGAUACUUGAUCUCGGCCGAUGUCUACAAUAGCAAGACACCGAGUUGUCCAACAACCGGACCGAAUAUACCAAUGUGGAUCGGUGUUAACAAUUUGACCUAUAUGACAAUGGAUAUGACUACACUUGCAAAUAAAUCACUUGCCGAUGGUGUUACCGAUAUCUAUCUGUGUAUUCGACCAGGUACCCCGGGUCAUUCCUAUUCGUUCCAAUCUGGUCGUGGACCAUGGUACCCAAUUUUGAAGUUCAAAAACCCAGAUGCACCACCAGGAGUUGACCAGACUACAACAACAUUUACAUCGACCGUAGUCACUUCGAAUCCAACAUCUGGUGUAACAACAGGAGCAUCUACAGGUUCAACUGCCAACCCAACAUCAGAAUCGACAACUGUUGUUGAUAAGAUCGUUACUACCAAACAUGGCAUCAAUAUCGGUCUUAAAAAGACUAAAUUUUUAUUUUUGAUUUUUCUCAAAAAAUUCUACAAAAACAAAGGAAUAAAAACUAAUAAACUUCUAUUCAUUUUCUUCUACAGAAAGAUAUUCUCUCCUUAUAAUUUUGAGAUAAUGAAUAAUAAUCUAUUUAAAUUAAUUAUUAACAAUAGUUAUAUCAGAAAAAUUAUAUUUAAUAAUGUUAGUUUGAUUCAUAGUAUUUUUGAAGAACCAGCAUUGAAAUGGUCAGAAUUGAUUAAAAGUGAAUAUCAUUUGGCUUAUUAUGGAUAUAUAGAUACAUUAAAGACAUUGAAAAUCGAAAAAAAGAAUAAGAAGUUCAAUAAUAGAUUAGCUAGAGAAAAAUUGCACCCAAUUCAAGUUUUAGAUUAUGUUCAUACUCUACCAAAUGUUGCUGCAAAACAAGGUAAUCAACAAUUGCUCGAGUAUCUCUUGGAAGCCGGUGAGUUCUUCAAUGGUGAAGAGUUAUCGUUGGCAGUAAAGAAUAAUCAUUACCAUUUAAUCAGUUUUCUACUCGAGAAAUUCGGACAGAAUCAAAACUUGGAUAGUGCUCUCUGUGAAUAUGCUGAACAAGGUCAUUUCGAGCUGUUCAAACAAAUCUACAAAUACUGUACCGAUGACAACGAAUGGAGUGAAAUAAUUGAUGUUGCAUUCAGGCAUCGUCAACUGGAAAUUGGAGAAUGGCUGUAUAGAGAGAGAGGUCUUGCUUGUAAACCUGAAACUGCAACGGAACUUCUUUCAUUUGGAGAUAGAGAUCUCAUCGAUUGGAUGAUUAACAACAAAUUUAAAUUCAGUAAAGAUGUUCUCAAUGAAGUAAUAAAGAUGGGUGACGUUCAACUGUUUGGUCGUCUGUAUAGUCAAAAUCUAUACUAUCUAAAUAAUGAUCGUGCAAUUAAAACUGCAAUUCAACAUAAUCAAAUGGAAAUGUUGAAUCAUUUGAUUUUCACUAGAAGAUUAAAGUAUAAUUCGAGUAAUCUGGCAGGAAUCGGAGCACAUGGUAAUCUGGAAAUGAUGAAGCGAAUCGGUGGAUCUAAACUUCAGUUUUUUGGCAAAUCUGCAUUCUCUGCAGCUGCAGAAAACAACCUCGUCGAUAUCAUAGAUCAUAUGCACGACAUUGACUUGAGAAUCAGCUGUAAAAUAUCAUCUUUGAAAACUAUUGUUGAACGAGGAAACUUAGAUAUGUUGAAGCAUCUUCAUUUGACACAACCAACUACUUUCAGAACGGAACUUAUCACUAAAGCAGCGGAAUUCGAUCAUAUCGAUAUUCUCGAAUAUUUGAUAUUGGAAUUAGAUAUAGUUCCUACAACCGAUGGCAUUGAAGCUGCGGCUGCCAAAGGAAAUAUCAAAUCAAUAGAAUUCAUAUAUAACAACACUUCAGUCAAACCAAAUGUAAAAGCACUCGAAAAAGCAAUCACCAAUAAUCAUUAUAGUGUAGUGAAAUGGAUUGGCAUCAAUGAACCAAAUCUUCUACAAAGAUUCUUAACGUUUAGUAUUUCCAAACAAUUCGAUAUCAGAAUAUUUAAGAUUCUCAGAAAUGGAGGUUCUACAUUUGUUUGUCACGAUCAUAUAGUGAACGCUCUCAAGUAUGGUAGAUUCGAUAUUGUCGAGCUUUUAAUGGAUAUCGGUAGUUUUCUAUCGGAUGAAUUAAUGUUGUCAUCGAUAAAGAAACCGGUUUUCACCAGGCAUGACAUUCCAUUCAAGUCUAUCAGAUACUUUUUCACCAAAUAUGGAGAAAUCAAUAACACUGAUAACAUAAUUUUACAAAAUUUUAGUACUACCGAUUUAGAGCAUGCUCAUUUCAUAUUUGAAAGAUUGGAUGAUCGACAAUGGAGUAGAUUUUUACUACCACUAAUGAAAACUUCGCUUGGUUUCACUCGCUAUCUACUGGAAUAUCGCCAAAAACCAAUACUACCUAAUUUUUGUUAUCUUAACAAUGAUAUGGUAAUGAUAAGAAACAUAAUGGAGUCAACAAACGAAUGA
Molecule: messenger RNA, 3552 nt
Organism: Heterostelium album PN500
Lineage: Eukaryota; Evosea; Eumycetozoa; Acytosteliales; Acytosteliaceae
Product: putative periplasmic or exported protein
Exons: 4
Coding region: 1-3552 (1183 amino acids)
Source: RefSeq, a predicted model, not a curated record